Sclerotinia trifoliorum is the source of this 1271-nucleotide messenger RNA. Lineage: Eukaryota; Fungi; Ascomycota; Leotiomycetes; Helotiales; Sclerotiniaceae. The record is from the annotation of a GenBank genome assembly.
UUUAAUCUUUUCGCCUUUUUACCUUUUCACAUUUUUAUAUUGUUACAUUUUCACUAAAAUUAUGCCGUAUUAGUGGCGUAAGUCUUACAAGUGAAGUGGCGCAAGGAACAGCACCGCAAUAUCCAACUGGAUAUAACAGCAACACAGUUGCAUCCUUAUGUUUUCUGAGUAUCACGAUAUACCACAAUUGUCUAUGGAAUCGACUAAAUUCUCACCGGAGGCUGUGAAGGAAUCUCUUUUUCAAGAAGGCUUCUUCUACUUGGAAGACUUAGCCGUCGGGGAAGGUAUCUUGGAGAUGGAGAAGAGGGGCUUUGAGUAUUUUUCGGAAUAUGGCCUGAAUUUUUGCAAACAACAUAUUCUUAAUGCUGUGAGCAAAAACAGAGCAUUCUAUGGUAUCUAUCUAAUCCACCCUAGCGCAUCAUGUCCAUCGCCGAAUCCUUUUUCGGCGAUGAAACUUGCAUUCUGGCACACUGGCUGCGAUACACAGCCUACCCGGGCCAUAUCUUGUGCUUUAGGAGGGGUGGACCAAAAGCUGGCCGGUGCGUUCUAGUAGUUCAUCUACUUAGCCAAAGGAUCACGAGUUAUUUAUUAUAGCGGCUCGCAUCGACAUGAGUUUCCUACCACUAAAGGGAAAAGGUUAUUGCACGAAGUUCAUGAAUCUGCGCUCGCUGCAGUGAGCUGCCAAAGCCAAGAGAAAGAAUUUCCUUCCAGCAGCUUGUAAGUUUCUACCUAUAUUGCAAUCUGUUGUUUUGACACAUCUCGCAGGGCAAUUUUCGAUGCUCGAAUCAGUUUCGAAAUAAAGCAAAGAUACGCCAUCACAUUUGAGUUUGCAACAGCCGAUGUAGUUGAGAAAUGGCUAAAGAUGAACCUUCCGGAAACACCAUGGUUGGCGCCAAAGAUUGCAAACAUGGAGAGUAGCAAAAUCCGAAUAAACUUUGCAUUUAAAGAUACUACUGGAAGUACAAACACAUGAUUAUUACUGCUUAUAGUAUUGAGCUCUCUAGAUACUCAGUCCUAUUCUCCGUUGGCAUCCAUCCGACCCAUCAUUCAGGGAAGUUUAUGAUACUAUUUACAGGGGCAUCGAAGUUGAUGUCGUUGAGAGAUAUGGUUGGCCCUUCGUUAGACUCGAGAUAAGGCGCCUCUGCUGAUAUGUUUGGAGAGCCGCCUGUGGCUACAGGCUUGCCAACAUUAGGGUUGUAGCCAACUGUCUGGAGGGGAGGGCUAGUCGUGUAUCUUGUUUGAUGUAAGUCUAGUGAAGUAAUUUGUGGAGA